CUCCAAAACUCUCCCACACCCACACCCGCUCUCCCCUCCCCGCUCGCGCUCUGAGACCACACCCCUCGCUGCCCCAGUUGUCCGCCAAUCGUUCCCGCACCCGCCGCGCCACUAUUCGCCAUGGAGGCCAUCUUGCGCCAGUCGAGGUCCAUGUGCCCGUUCCUCGCGAAGACGUCGCCGGCCACCCUUCGCUCGCUGUCUACGACGGCUGCCGGCCACGAUGUCUCGCCCAGCGCCGGCAGCAUGUCGAACCUCCAGGUCCUCGCUCGCCGCUGCCCCAUCAUGGGCAAGGCUCUUGCUGUCCAGAGCGCUCGCAUUGGCAACAAUGCGCUUGCCGGCGCUUUCGGCGGCGUGAGGGCCUACCACACCCGCGUCAACCGUGCCAAACUGCACACCUCCGCGCCCAAGGAGGCCCAGGCUGUUGAGAUCGAGAACCUGCGAACCAAGCAAGUUCCUUUCCCGCCCGCGCCCAAGCAGCCGACCACUGCUCAAACCAACCACGUCGGAGUACCGCACGCGCCGAAGGCCGCUACGUUUGACUAUGAGGGGUUCUACCAUAAUGAGUUGGACAAGAAGCACAAGGACAAGUCGUACCGCUACUUCAACAACAUCAAUCGGCUGGCCAAGGAGUUCCCGCGCGCCCACAUGGCUUCGAAAGAGGACAAGGUGACCGUCUGGUGCUCCAACGAUUACCUCGGCAUGGGCCGCAACCCGCACGUGUUGAAGACAAUGCAUGAGACCUUGGACAACUACGGAGCGGGAGCUGGCGGCACUAGGAACAUCUCCGGCCACAACCAGCACGCCGUGGCACUGGAAGGCACCAUCGCGAAGCUUCAUGCCAAGGAGGCUGCCUUGGUCUUCUCGUCUUGCUAUGUUGCCAAUGACGCUACCCUUGCGACUUUGGGCAGCAAGCUUCCCAACUGCGUCAUUCUUUCCGACAGCCUGAACCACGCCUCCAUGAUCCAGGGUAUCCGCCACUCCGGCGCGAAGAAGAUGGUGUUUAAGCACAAUGAUGUGGCCGACCUGGAGGCAAAGCUAGCGUCCAUCCCCCCUGAAUAUCCCAAGAUCAUUGCGUUUGAAAGCGUGUACAGCAUGUGUGGUUCGAUUGGCCCAAUUGAAGAGAUUUGCGACCUUGCCGAGAAGUACGGUGCCAUCACCUUUCUCGAUGAAGUCCACGCCGUUGGAAUGUACGGACCACACGGCGCUGGUGUCGCCGAACAUCUUGACUACGAAGCCCAUCUGGCUGGGAAAUCCAGGGGGACCGUCAUGGACCGCGUAGACAUCAUCACUGGGACUCUUGGUAAGGCCUAUGGCUGCGUGGGUGGCUACAUUGCUGGCUCCGCCAAGCUUGUUGAUACUAUCCGCUCCCUGGCUCCGGGCUUCAUCUUCACCACUUCCCUACCGCCGGCAACCAUGGCAGGCGCUAAGACAGCGAUUGAGUAUCAGGCCAACUACCGGGGUGACAGACGUCUACAGCAAUUGCACACCCGUGCGGUCAAAGAGGCCUUGAAUGCGCGGGACAUUCCGGUCAUACCGAACCCGAGUCACAUUGUGCCGCUCCUUGUCGGAAAUGCAGAGGUGGCUAAGCAGGCUAGCGAUAUGCUUCUGGAGGACUGGGGCAUCUAUGUACAGGCUAUCAACUACCCUACGGUUCCGGUGGGCCAGGAGCGCCUUCGGAUCACUCCCACGCCGGGCCAUAUUCGCGAGUACCGCGACCAUCUAGUUGAGGCCGUUGAUAGCGUCUGGCAGCACCUGGGAAUUAAGCAUACCAGCGACUGGGCGGCUGAAGGGGGAUUCAUUGGUGUCGGCGAGCCUGGCAAGGAGGACGGAGCACCUCUCUGGACUGAUGAGCAGCUGGAAGUGGACACGGUCCUCAAAGAGAUGAAGUCAGGCGGCAGUGCUGUGAACGUCCUUGAAGCUAUCCUGGAGAAGGAGCAUCAGGCCACUGCCCAAGCUGUGAGCGCGGCUGCGUAGAACAGCUCGUUCGGCUGGCAUGGGAUCAGGUCUGUACACUCGUUCAUAGUUGAGACCUUCGGCAUGGCUCUACGCCCGACGUAGAACAAUCAAACGAUGUCUUCUGUUGUGAUCAAAC
Molecule: messenger RNA, 2092 nt
Organism: Trematosphaeria pertusa
Lineage: Eukaryota; Fungi; Ascomycota; Dothideomycetes; Pleosporales; Trematosphaeriaceae
Product: delta-aminolevulinic acid synthase
Exons: 2
Coding region: 121-1974 (617 amino acids)
Biological process (GO): heme biosynthetic process
Cellular component (GO): mitochondrion
Molecular function (GO): pyridoxal phosphate binding; 5-aminolevulinate synthase activity
Source: RefSeq, a predicted model, not a curated record